Bufo bufo (common toad) is the source of this 1897-nucleotide messenger RNA. It is a transcript of the gene PUF60, whose product is annotated as poly(U) binding splicing factor 60. Gene Ontology annotation, molecular function: RNA binding. Gene Ontology annotation, biological process: mRNA splice site recognition; alternative mRNA splicing, via spliceosome; regulation of alternative mRNA splicing, via spliceosome. The transcript has 12 exons. Bases 114 to 1772 code for a protein of 552 amino acids. Gene Ontology annotation, cellular component: catalytic step 2 spliceosome; precatalytic spliceosome. The record is from RefSeq and is a predicted model, not a curated record. NCBI's taxonomy places the organism in Eukaryota, Metazoa, Chordata, Amphibia, Anura, Bufonidae.
AACGUCUCUCCUCAACAACCUUCCAAUUCUCGCGAAAUUUCUCCUCAGUAGAGAACGAGGUCUCGCUAUAAUCACUUCAGCGAUUCGCUCCGCUCGUAAGUCUCGCGAUAUCCAUGGAUUUGUUGGUACUGAGUCCGGAGCGUCGAAUGGCGGCCGCGGUUAUGUUGGGCGUAGACUCCAUUAAGUUGGAAAAUGGACAGAGCACCUCGUCUAAGCUUGGGCUCCCCCCCCUCACCCUGGAGCAGCAGGAGGCCUUACAGAAGGCAAAGAAAUACGCAAUGGAGCAAAGUAUCAAGAGCGUCUUAGUAAAACAAACCAUCGCCCAUCAGCACCAGCAGCUCACCAACCUCCAGAUGGCAGCAGUGACAAUGAGCUUUGGAGAUCCACUCUCACCUUUACAAUCGGUCGCUGCUCAGAGACAACGUGCCCUCGCCAUAAUGUGCCGCGUCUACGUGGGCUCCAUCUACUAUGAGCUGGGAGAAGACACCAUUCGACAGGCGUUUGCACCGUUUGGACCAAUUAAAAGCAUAGACAUGUCCUGGGACUCUGUCACGAUGAAGCACAAGAUAAAAAAAAAUAUUCAGUUUGCCCAUCAUUCUGCGGGAUUUGCGUUUGUGGAAUACGAGGUCCCGGAGGCGGCGCAGCUGGCCCUGGAGCAGAUGAACUCCGUCAUGUUAGGUGGAAGAAACAUAAAGGUGGGCAGACCCAGUAACAUUGGCCAGGCGCAGCCCAUCAUCGACCAGCUGGCGGAGGAGGCGCGUUCCUUCAACAGGAUCUACGUGGCGUCUGUCCACCAGGACUUGUCAGACGAUGACAUCAAGAGUGUUUUUGAGGCCUUCGGAAAGAUCAAGUCCUGUAUGUUGGCGCGAGACCCCACGACGGGAAAACACAAAGGUUACGGCUUUAUAGAGUAUGAGAAGUCCCAGUCCUCGCAGGAUGCAGUUUCCUCCAUGAACUUGUUUGAUUUGGGUGGUCAGUAUCUUCGAGUAGGAAAAGCGGUCACGCCGCCCAUGCCGCUCCUUACGCCAGCCACACCUGGGGGCCUGCCGCCUGCCGCUGCUGUUGCUGCAGCUGCUGCCACUGCCAAGAUCACAGCACAGGAAGCGGUUGCCGGAGCAGCGGUCCUUGGCACACUGGCCAGUCCUGGUCUUGUCUCUCCAGCGCUAACCCUAGCACAGCCGUUGGGGGCACUGCCUCAGGCUGUCAUGGCGGCACAAGCCCCGGGAGUUAUUACAGGUGUAACCCCGGUGCGACCCGCUCUCCCGGUGACCAUCCCACAAGUGGGGCUUGUGAACCCCAUAUUGUCCAGCCCCCCAGCUGUGGCACAAAUAGAGGUUAAGAAGGAGAAGGAAGAAGAGGAGCUGGCACCGGAGGUGGAGCGGCCGGAGAUGCUGAGCGAGCAGGAACACAUGAGCAUCUCUGGGAGCAGUGCCCGGCACAUGGUCAUGCAGAAGCUUAUGCGCAAGCAGGAGUCCACGGUCAUGGUUCUGCGCAACAUGGUGGAUCCCAGAGACAUUGAUGAUGACCUGGAGGGGGAGGUGACGGAGGAAUGUGGCAAGUUUGGCGCUGUGAACCGGGUGAUCAUUUAUCAGGAGAAGCAGGGCGAGGAGGAAGACGCCGAAAUAAUCGUUAAAAUAUUUGUAGAAUUUUCCAUGGCCAGCGAGACGCACAAAGCCAUCCAGGCGCUGAACGGUCGCUGGUUCGCCGGACGGAAAGUGGUGGCAGAGGUUUAUGACCAAGAAAGGUUCGACAACAGUGAUCUAUCGGCGUGAGCCCACCUGGACUAUCACCCCCAUCCUCCCCACCUGUCCUUGUACUGUUUAUUUUUUAUUAUUGUGGAUUUGUCCUUAUUCUGCAGAGUAGAAUUCUGGGUAAUAAAAUGUCCGCUGCUUUUUUU